Messenger RNA from Xenopus laevis (African clawed frog), 2230 nucleotides. RefSeq lists its product as uncharacterized. The record is from RefSeq and is a predicted model, not a curated record. NCBI's taxonomy places the organism in Eukaryota, Metazoa, Chordata, Amphibia, Anura, Pipidae. The coding region runs from base 569 to 1999 and encodes 476 amino acids. The transcript has 4 exons.
CAGCAGUAAAGAGGCCCUGGAACGCUGCACAGAUUCUACAUGAGAGAAAUUCGGGUUUCUUUUACAUUUUGGAAAUGUUGGGAAAUGAGUUAUUCUUAUGCUUCUAUGACUCGCUAAAGAAAUACAAGUUGGAUGUCAGUGUUUCUGCAGGUGAAGCUCAGUGUUAACUUGUCACAUUUACCUGUUGCAGCAGGAAGGAUGCUGGGAGUUGUGCUGGGCAGAAGGCUUGCACUCUAAACUCACACCCUUGGACUUUCAAUUUAAAAACUGCCGCAGAAGAGAAAAACCAGUUCUGCGAGACAAUUGUGAGAUGUGUACGUGUGUGUGUGAGAUGUGUGCGAGCGUCGGACAAUUGUGACUUCCUCCGAAUUGGGAGAAAGAAGAGGAAGAGGAAGAAGAAAAAGGAAAUAGAAAGAGUAUGAGAAGAACAGGUCACAGCCUGACACGUAUAGGGACCUUCUUGUUGCACCAGAAUGAGACAAAAAUGAAUGGACUUGUCUGUAAUUGCACAGGGGGCAACACACCCACUGGAGAUGGAGGGAGCUGAGUAAAUACAACUGACUUUCACAUGGAUGGGACUCAGUUGAAGAUUGGAGGAAUGCGUGGGUGGCUCAAGCAAAUGUUUAAGAAGGAUCAGCAGAAACCAGCCAGACCUCCCAAACCGGAGACCAUUUCUAAAUUCACCUCUGAUCACAGCAGCAGCAGCAGUGAUUGGAAUCAUUUGGUGCCAGAGGAAACCUCACCACCACCAAAUUCUCGGAUUUCCUGGCCAGAACACUGCAAGCGUUGGUCACGCCAUUAUGAUGCUUAUAUCUGCCAUAGCGAGAGAGACUCAGAUUACGCCAUCGAAUUGCUUCAUUAUUUGGAGGCUCAGCCGGAGGAUCUGCGCUGUUUCCUGCCCAUAAGGAAUUUGCCAGUCGGAGGCCCAAUCCCAUCGGAGAUUUGCAGCAGUUUGAGGAACAGUCACUGCUGGAUUAUGCUGCUCACUGCACAGUUCCUCGCUGAUGGCUGGUGUCAAUAUCACAUGCACCAAGCUCUGGCGGAAUCACCUCUUUCCGAAGGGAGAAUCAUUCCUGUUAUGAUAAACCUGCAAAUGUCUCAAUAUCCAUCGGAGCUAAGGUUUAUGCAUGCCAUCAGGUCCCAGUCCUGUGAUGCCAGCGAGUUUUGUAAAAUAAGGGACGGCAUUUACAGCUAUAUGAUAAACAACCUGCAGACUAUUGACAGUACAAUGGAGAGGAAAGAUGCGUCAAGCAGUAACAUUGAUGAAAGUAGCGAUGAGACCCAUAAAUCCUGCAGCAGCACAAUGGAAAGCAAAUGCCAGGCAGAAGAAUCCAGCAUUAACAUGAAGGAAACAAGCUGUGAGGCACAGACACCUUGCAAUUCCAUGCACAAAAUAAGCACCAACAUACUGGAGAUCAGCACUAGCAUGCAAGGAAGGCGCUGUAAAGCGCAGAAGUCCUGCCGUAAAAUGGAGGCGACUGAAAUCUCCAGCAGGGACAUGGAUAAAAGUAGAUACGAGACACAGGAGUCUGGUAGAGAAAUGCAAGGCAAGGCCGGGAUAGACUUUGUGGAAAGGCACGGAGAAGCACAGCAGAACUGCAGAGACAUGCAGGAAAGCAGUUGUCAGUUACAGGGGUCCAACAUGGACAUUCAGUGUAUAAGUGAUAAGACACAAAUCUAUAAUAUAGAUAAUUGUCAUGAUGCACAAAACCCCUGCAGUAGCGCACAACAAAGGCAUUGUGAUACACAAAGAAACAAUGAUAACGUAGGAGGUAGUUUAGACUUAGAGCAUUGCAGCCUGGAGGACACAAGAGCUACAAAGCUACAAAUCCACUACUCCAACAUUAACACACAGACUGCACAGAAGCCCCCUUCUUUAAGCAGAGCUCAUAUAUACACACGCCUAAACAACGGGGACACGUGUGAAGGUGCCCUGAUCCUGAACCAAAAGACUGGCUCCUGCACAUGGACUUCUUCUUGGAGAUCAACAAAUGAGUAACAAUUAUACAACAAUGAGCCUGAAAUGCUGCUCUUUACCAUUGGAAUUUAUGGGCAUGUCCAAUACCUGUGUGUUUGGGUCAUAAAGUGUAACUAUAUAACAGACCCUGCAACUGCUGGGGGCCCAGGAACUAUAUGGGGCCCAGUGGGACUAUUGACAGGUGUAACUAUAGAGGAAGCAGACCCUGCGGCUGCAGGGAGGCCCAGGAGCUAGAGUCCUGCAAGGAACCAA